This is a messenger RNA of Glycine soja, 1976 nucleotides long. Its product is annotated as RNA polymerase sigma factor sigE, chloroplastic/mitochondrial-like. The record is from RefSeq and is a predicted model, not a curated record. Bases 212 to 1750 code for a protein of 512 amino acids. Gene Ontology annotation, molecular function: DNA-binding transcription factor activity. The transcript has 6 exons. Gene Ontology annotation, biological process: regulation of DNA-templated transcription; DNA-templated transcription initiation. NCBI's taxonomy places the organism in Eukaryota, Viridiplantae, Streptophyta, Magnoliopsida, Fabales, Fabaceae.
GAAUUUUUUGGGUAUCUCGCGUUUUACAAAACAAAACCACCACCUCAACGCGUGCGUGCGUUCUCAUAGAUUUUCGCUUUGGUCGAAAAAUCUGGCUCGGACAUUGCAGUUUAAGCACAUGUGAUUGAUAUUGAAUUGCUCUGCUGUUGGAUCUCUGCACUGGAAAUUUGUUUCAUUUUAUAUGUUCUAAACACGGCUUAGGAAACCUGGCAUGGGAGUUAUUACUGUUUCUACCUCAGCUGCUAGGACUCCAUUAAGAUUGAAUACAAGGUUGAUCAGUCAUCAGCAGGUGCAUAAACGACCCAUAAUUUUAGCUUUUAAAGGAAAUAAAUCGAAUAAAACCACUUUGGUUUCACCUCAGGAGAAAAUUCCUCUACCCCUAGAAACAGCGAAGAAACACCAGAAAAGAGUAGGAAAGACUAGUGAGUCACUGAAGAGAGUGAGAGCCGUCUCUACUGUUGAAACCUCUCCAUGCACCUUGGAUGUGGACUACAAUGAAGCUGCAGCCAAACUUGAAAAUAUAUAUAAACUCAGCCCUGUAUCUGAUACCUGUAAUGUGGAAGAUAUAGAUAGUAAAAUCGAGAGAGUCUUGCGGAGGAGGAAGAAGGUUAGUGAGGAACGUGAUGAUGGAAAUUGUGAUAAUGUGGUUAGAAACCAGAAUAAGAAGGCCAAACGAUUGAGUCUUGAUAAGAGGAUUGCAUUGAAAAAUAAUGCAAAGGAGGAGGUGAUUGAUCAAACUCAGAAGAAAAGGAAUGUUAAGAAUAGAGUACAAAAUAUUGAUGUGCUUAUCAGGGAUUAUUCAGCAUCAACUGAUUUAGUUAGCAUGGACUGGAAGAAAAUGAAGAUUCCGCCAGUUCUUCCUUCUUCAGAACAUGCAUGGUUGUUCAAGUUGAUGCAGCCAAUGAAGGCACUCCUACAAGCAAAAGAAGAUUUAAAGGAAGUGGAUAAAGAAAUUACAGGUGGUGAACUAGCUGAUGCAACAAACAUGAGUAUUAUUCAAGUAAGGAAAGCUAUAGAGGUUGGUCGAGCUGCGAGAAACAAACUCAUAAAGCACAAUCUCCGGCUUGUAUUGUUCGUGAUCAACAAAUAUUUUCAAGAUUUUGCAAGUGGCCCGAGGUUUCAAGAUCUUUGUCAGGCAGGAGUUAAGGGACUUAUCACAGCAAUUGAUCGUUUUGAGCCAAAAAGAAGACUUCAGCUAUCUACAUACAGUUUAUUUUGGAUAAGACAUUCUAUCGUUCGUUCCAUAACCCUCUCAAGCUUCACACGUGUUCCUUUUGGACUUGAAAGGGUUAGAGUAGAUAUCCAAAGAACAAAACUUAAGUUAACAUUUGAGCUCCAGAGGUCACCAACGGAAGAAGAGUUAGUAGAAAGAAUUGGGAUCUCACUUGAAAGAUAUCAUGAAGUAAUGAAGGCAUCAAAACCCAUUUUAUCCCUUCAUUCAAGACAUAUAACCACGCAAGAGGAGUAUAUUAAUGGGAUUACUGAUGUUGAUGGUGUUAAUGGUGAUAAUAGGAGGCAACUUGCUGUUCUAAGACUUGCUCUUGAUGAUGUGCUUGAUUCCCUGAAGCCAAAGGAGAGCCUAGUGAUCAGGCAGAGAUAUGGACUUGAUGGCAAGGGUGACAGAACAUUGGGAGAAAUUGCUGGGAACUUGAAUAUUUCUAGGGAAAUUGUCCGGAAGCAUGAAGUCAAAGCUCUCAUGAAGCUUAAGCAUCCAGCUCGGUUGGAUUAUCUUCGUCGUUAUGUUGUAUAAAUUAACAAAUAUAUAUAUAUGCUUCCAUUGGUGUCAUUUUAGUCCCACGUACGCUACCUAUAGCCAUGCCCUUGAUAAUUCUCAUAACAAUUAUUUAAGUAUACAAAAUUAUAAUCAUUUGUCAUGUAAUUUGUAUAUGAAGGAGUUAUUGCUCAUAAGAAAUAACAACCCAAUACAUGUUACAUGUAAUGUGUUGUGUUCAUGAAUUACAUUCCAAAUUAUAUAA